This is a messenger RNA of Tremella mesenterica DSM 1558, 2310 nucleotides long. RefSeq lists its product as uncharacterized. The transcript has 3 exons. Lineage: Eukaryota; Fungi; Basidiomycota; Tremellomycetes; Tremellales; Tremellaceae. Gene Ontology annotation, molecular function: RNA-DNA hybrid ribonuclease activity; nucleic acid binding. The record is from RefSeq and is a predicted model, not a curated record. The coding region runs from base 1 to 2310 and encodes 769 amino acids.
AUGACAUUACAACAGAACCCUGACCAAGAAGAAGCCUUCUUUCAACUCCUGAGUGUAGAAGCCAUGGACGAUUCCAUACUCUUCUCGACCAGCCUUGAAGGACUCAAGAAAUUGGUCAAGCUGAGCGAACGAUAUCAAGAAGCAUACGGGAUACGGACGGCAUGGGACUCUCCAGACAAGACGGUUUUCUUCACAAUUGGAACACGGAUGACCCUCCCGGCAGAGAUUACAAUCAGUACACCACAAGGCCUUCAACAUGUCCCGUCAACCGACAACCCAAAACUUCUACGGACAUCCUUAACCAGACCGCAGGAGACUUUCGAAGACAUAAUCCAAAUCGUCGACCGGUUCCCACUCCCGCCACACUCCAAGUUUCCGUUGCCGGUGAUACGGAGAGCCGUUUCCUCCCUCCUAAUUGCCCAGAUUCGUGCAAGACUUCAAUUCAUGCCCCUUACCCCAACACAAAGUAUGACAAUAGAUACGGCUAUAUCUAACAAAGUCACUCAAGCCCUCAAUCUACGACCUACUAGAACUCAGAUUCUCACCUUACCAUUACAAAUGCACGGGUUCGAUUUCCCAUCGGUGUGGAUCAUAAACGCAAAUAUUGCUAUCAACACGGUAUUAAGAGCGCUGAAUCACCAUCUGCCGCCAUUAUCAAAUAUGGCCCAAAUUACUCUGGCUAACUGGCAGUGUCAAUCUAAUCAAUGCAUACCCCCUCUAGAAUCACCCAAGCGAUAUCGUAGACCAACAGCGUCCGUCCCCCUAACCUGGACUACGGCAGCUACCUAUCUCGCAACGGCCGAAAUGAGUAUCCUCGACACUGAUCAGUCAUCAUGGGCAGACGACCGUUUCCAUCACGUACUGAAUCGACUAAUCGACUGUGGGGGCAUAGACAGGUCAGCUAAUCGAAUUAUGCGGAAGACGCUUGAGCAAGCCCCCGUCACGACCAACGGUAACUUUGUCCUCAGUGACACCUUCGUAUGGCAGACAUUGGUCAGUAACAUCAAAGUCCUAGCGACACAAGGACCACAGGCGAAACGGAAACAAUUCCUAGCUGCUCAUAAGUUACUGAGUACGAAUACACUAGACGCGUCAAUUCUCGCCGGAUUAAGGAAAGAUCCCAAACACCACGACAACAUAUGGGCCACAGAUGGCAGUCAUAAGAUGAUCUUCGGCACAAUCUCAUCAACUACGGCCGCAAUGGUAGGCCCCACAACGGGCGCUUUCUCCAUCCGCGGAUUGCGGACCUCCUCCCUCCAUGGGGAAUUAGUGGGGCUGAUAGCCGCUCUCACACACAUCCAAUCAUCAAACCAAUCCCUAUCAAGUCGAAACACUUUACAACCCCCGCUCAUCCUCACAGAUCACAAAAACACGGUCAAUAAGAUUUUGGUCAUGCAACAAACGGAGUAUGAUUUGUGGAGGUUACGGGGUUAUCCGGCUACGGAAUUCCACCGUUGGCUAUACGCUAAAUUACAGCCGGUUGAUGUUCAAGUUUCCCACAUCAAGGCUCAUACAAAUUUGGAAGAUACAUAUUCGAAACUCAACGAGGAGGCGGAUGAGAAAGCCAGUGAGGCUCACCGGAACCCGACCAUGAUCAUCCCACCCCCAACGGCAUACAUGAACGGAUGGGAAACCGUCCUCAACGAGAGACUACUGGACAACCUCUAUCAACAACAGCCCCAUCAUCUCAAGUCCCGUAUUGCUUUUCGACCUCAUCCCUCCCAAGUCGCUGUCCCUUCAUAUUUCUAUUUUCGUUCUCCGGCACCUCUCAUCACAAAAUACCAACUAUCACUCAAGACUGGACAAUUCCCAUCUGGAUGGAAAAUGUACCUAGCCGGUUUACGAACGUCUCCCGAAUGCGAUCUCUGUGGAGCUCAGCUUCAAGACGAAACACACAUAUUUGUCAAAUGUCCGUUCUACGAAGAUAUGCGAGAACAAGCUAGGAAACAAUUGCUAGGUUGUCGCUUGAAAGGCCAAGCUACAGAAAUAUGGAAAAGCUACGUACACAAUCUCUUUUCAAACACAUCCUCACAUACUACCAAAUACUGGUACAACAUAAUUCCCAUACCCUCACCUGAUACAGUUACUCCAUACCUUAUUCGCCGAGCAUACGAUAUGGCCAUUUCGCUAACUGCCAGAAUUGCUGGUCAUAUGACCUAUCGAGCAACCACCAAUAACGCCACAUCGGUAAGGCCGCAAGAAUCAUUAGAAACCCGCUGGGUCGCUGUUAGAGAAAAGAAGAGGAAAACUAGGUCAGAUGAGACAGGAACAGUUAAUGAGCCCCCUCGGCAACAAAGGAGGUUAGCUUAA